AUGCUGUCACGAUGGAUCCCUGCCGCCGGGCGCCAGCGAGGGCUGCUGGCCAGGCUGGGCUCACGCGCUUAUUCCCACGGGAGGGUAUUCGACGCAGCGGCCCGGGACGGCGAACUUCGGGUGUUCGUUGUCGCCGGUGAGGUCUCCGGCGAUUCGCUCGCUUCGCGCCUCAUGGCGUCCCUCAGGAAGCUCUCCCCUGUUCCCGUUCGUUUUGCUGGCGUUGGCGGAGAAUUAAUGUGCAAGGAAGGGCUGCAAUCACUUUUUCCCAUGGAAGAAAUUGCCAUAAUGGGGUUGUGGGAACUGCUGCCACACAUAUAUAACGUCAAGAGGAAGAUCAAGGAUACUUUAGAUGCUGCUAUACUAUUUCGGCCUCAUGCUGUAGUUACUGUUGAUUCAAAGGGUUUUUCGUUUCGCCUAUUGCAGCAAUUAAAAUGUAGGUACAACCAAAAAGUUGAUAGCCCUCUGCAUGUCCAUUAUGUUGCUCCAUCAUUCUGGGCCUGGAAAGGUGGUGAAAGGAGGCUCUCAAAGUUGCAUAAUUUUGUGGAUCAUAUGUUAUGUAUCCUUCCUUUUGAGGAUGAAAUUUGCAGAUUACAUGGGUUGCCUGCUACAUAUGUGGGCCAUCCCUUAUUGGAUGAUGCUGCUGGCUUAAAUGUGGCAGGGACUUCGCUUCAACAUAAAAAUGUGGACUCAGAAUUAUCUCCUGACAUGUCCAUGCGUCAACGAAGUGGUGAAGCUUUUAGACUGGAGCAUGGGUUGUCUCCAGAUGCCACAAUCUUAACCAUAAUGCCUGGAAGCAGGGUGCAGGAAGUAGCUCGUAUGCUUCCAAUCUUCUUUCGGACUGUGCAACAUUUAAGUCACACUUUAAAUGAUCUGUCACUAGUCAUCCCAGUUGCUCCACAUCGGGAUGUGAGGACCUAUGUUGAAAAUGUAGUUCGAUCACUGCCGUUUCCAGUGGUACUGAUACCUGGGGGGUCACUAGAAAAAAGAUAUGGUGCAUUCAAUGCUAGUAAAGCAGCAUUAUGUACUUCCGGAACAGCUGUCAUGGAAGUAAUGCUAGCAAAGCUACCCUGUGUGGUGGCCUACCAAGCUCAUUUCCUAACCGAGUGCUUCAUCCACCUGAGAAAAAAGAUAAACUUUAUUUCUCUACCAAACAUCCUUUUGGACUCUCCCAUUGUGCCUGAGAUCCUUUUUCGAGCGUGCACAGAUAAAAAUCUAGCUGCAAAACUAAGCGAGGUUAUCUUCAACGAUGAAGUCCGUCAGCUGCAAGUUGGAUCAGCUGAGCGAAUGCUCCAGGUCCUCUACGAACCGAUCAAGCGACAAGGCAAUUUGUUCGCAGAGGAGUUGGGGGACUCGGGCUUGUCAUCAGAUGUCUACUCCCCCAGCACGAUUGCAGCAUUGACAGUGCUUUAUACGGACAAAAAUCGGCGGAUGGUGCACCGGAAUUGA
Triticum turgidum subsp. durum (durum wheat) is the source of this 1446-nucleotide messenger RNA. The record is from the annotation of a GenBank genome assembly. Lineage: Eukaryota; Viridiplantae; Streptophyta; Magnoliopsida; Poales; Poaceae.